AUGACACCAAGGUUGCAGGCUUCAGGUACAGAAAGGAUAGUGAUAUCUUUUUCAUGGUUCUUGCUAGUCCAACAGAGCAUGGAGUUGAAGAGCCAGAGCCACAUCACUGAGUUCAUCCUGCUGAGACUACCCACCCCGCCAGGGCAACAGGAGCUGUGCUUUGUGCUGUUCCUGGCUCUGUACCUGGUCACCGUAGCGGGGAAUCUGCUCAUUGUUCUGGCCAUCGAUGCUGGCCAGCAUGCAGACACACAACCAGCCAUCUCCUACACUGGAUGCCUGAGCCAGAUCUGCUUUUUCCUGUUAUUUGGCAAUCUGGACAAUUUCCUCUUGGCUGUAAUGGCAUAUGACCGCCAUGUAGCCAUCUGCCGGCCCCUGAGUUAUGUCACAACCAUGAGCCCCCGGCUUUCUGCAAUGAUGGUGGUCACCUGCUGGGUCCUCACUGCUCUCCAUGCACUUGUCCAUACCCUCCUGAUGACUCGGUUGUCAUUCUGCACAGACAGGUUGGUCCCCCACUUCUUCUGUGACCUAUCCACUCUGCUACAUCUCUCCUACUCUGACACCUCUGUCUAUAAAGUGGUCAUCAUCAUUGUCAGGGAAGCAGUGGUGGUGGGCCCAUUCUUGGGCAUCCUGGUCUCCUACACCCACAGCUUCUGUGUAGUCUUGAGGGUGCCAUCUGUCCGGGGGCUGCUUCGAGCCAUUUCUACCUGUGACUCCCACCUGGCUGUGGUGUCCCUUUUCUAUGGGACCAUAACUGGUCUUUACCUGUGCCCCUCCCCUAGCCGCUCAGCAGAGCAGGGGUCUGUGGUGGCUGUGCUGUACACGGUAGUAACCCCAUUGCUCAACCCUUUCAUCCCCUUCAGUGCCUGUGCAACUGUGACCUACUCCAGCAAAUGUGCCGGACCCUGA
Messenger RNA from Tachyglossus aculeatus (Australian echidna), 906 nucleotides. RefSeq names its product olfactory receptor 1-like. Gene Ontology annotation, molecular function: olfactory receptor activity; G protein-coupled receptor activity. Gene Ontology annotation, biological process: G protein-coupled receptor signaling pathway. The transcript is spliced from 4 exons. Bases 1 to 906 code for a protein of 301 amino acids. Lineage: Eukaryota; Metazoa; Chordata; Mammalia; Monotremata; Tachyglossidae. Gene Ontology annotation, cellular component: membrane. The record is from RefSeq and is a predicted model, not a curated record.